AUGUUUAAGUUAUUAAUCCGGCUCAGUGCGUUGAGCAUUGGGUUGAGUAUUGCAACGUCGACGUGCCAUCAGCUUCAACAAUCUCAGAUGGCAUCGUUACACGAACGGAUGAAUCAAAUGAUCAAUGCAUUAUACUCGUAUUCAUCACCGCUCCUAGCGAAAUCUCAGUCAAGUUCUGAUUCUUCAACAAGAUCUACAUCAGCCGAGGAACCUUCAAGCAACCCUCCAGUUUCUUACGAAAUGACUUACACGUACCCGCCACCUAGUUACUCAACUACGUCGAGUGGUUCACCUCAAGUUGUAUAUGUAUCCUCGGCGCCUCCAUCAUCACCAACUCAAGUGGCUAUAGCACCGCCAUCUACCGGAAACCCUACAAUCACAAUAUCUACAACGACCACACCAACUACAUAUGACGCGUACUACCCACGUUCUUACGAAAAUCCCCCGCCAGAAUACACGCAUUCAAGUACCCCAGUUCCCCCGCCUCAUUCCUGUCCUCAACCCUACAGUUAUGAACAUUACCCCUACCCUCCGCCUUAUUCGCAUUCACCCCCACCUCCUCCGCCAUCUUACCCCAGCACUAGUCACUACCCACAUACCCCAGCACCAGCCGCUCCUCACCAAUAUCCACAAUACUCAUCACCCCCACCGCUGCCACCGCCGUCAAUCCCACCAAGACCUUGCGAAUGUAGUUCUGCUUACUCCUAUCCUGAAUACCCACAUUCCCCAGUCCCACCCUGUCCCCACACACCUCAAUAUCCUCCUCCCCAUGCUGCCCCAUGCCCGACUUCACCUGUGCCAUACACACCCCCUCCUUACACUCCGAAACCUUUACCCGCCUACCCUACACCUAAUACAAUGAUACCGUCAUAUUCACCAGUACCCUACUCGCAUGAUAUAGUUCCACCACCUUAUUAUGCUUAA
Messenger RNA from Achroia grisella, 924 nucleotides. RefSeq lists its product as uncharacterized. The coding region runs from base 1 to 924 and encodes 307 amino acids. The transcript has 3 exons. Lineage: Eukaryota; Metazoa; Arthropoda; Insecta; Lepidoptera; Pyralidae. The record is from RefSeq and is a predicted model, not a curated record.